AUGGCGCACUCGGAGGAAGAGGCUGGUCCUGCCACUGCCAGAACCGCCAAAGACCGGACGAUGGCCCGGAUCAAUCGAUGCAGUGACUGGCUGCUCCCCAUUUGGACAGUGAUUCAUAAGCAGACCCGUCGAACAAAGGCCGUGGUCGCUGCCCAAAUCACCCGUGAGCUCAUUGCUCUGCUUGAACCCGAACACAGGCCUCCAACCGCUGUGGUCGAUUACUUGCAGGCCGUUGCCGACGCCGUUCACAUGGGUACUAGCGCCGCCCCAUCUGAGGCCGUCCGCCUCAGCUCCAGUCUCGAAGAGGACGCCACAUGCGCCUGUCAGGAGCUUAUUGCUGCCAUUACGGACAUUUAUUAUAGUUUGCAGAUGCUCUUUGAAAUCCACGUCCCGUACCAUAACCUCAUGGUCAUGGGCCGCCCCAUCCGGCGACUGCAGAAUCACCCUUUCCCUGAAUCUCUGCUGACCGAACAGUUGAUGCUGCAAUGGAAGCGCUUGGCCGUCGCUGACGCCCGGGCUUGCCGCCUUAUACGCCACCCGCGAUCGCUCUGGCGCCGCUUUCUAGAUACUCUGGUCCGCACCGAUCUGAGGCAGCUACAGGCAGACAACGAUCCUAAACCCAGCGCGCCGCCGCCGGUCUGA
Messenger RNA from Monosiga brevicollis MX1, 642 nucleotides. RefSeq lists its product as uncharacterized. Lineage: Eukaryota; Choanoflagellata; Craspedida; Salpingoecidae. The transcript has 2 exons. The record is from RefSeq and is a predicted model, not a curated record. Bases 1 to 642 code for a protein of 213 amino acids.